Messenger RNA from Microcebus murinus (gray mouse lemur), 944 nucleotides. The record is from RefSeq and is a predicted model, not a curated record. NCBI's taxonomy places the organism in Eukaryota, Metazoa, Chordata, Mammalia, Primates, Cheirogaleidae.
CAGCCGGGCGGCGGUUCCGAGCCGGGCGCGCGGGCCGGGUCCUCACUGCCAGCUGCGCGCCCCAGGGAGCCGGCAUCCUCGGCCUGCUCGCCAUGGACGCCGCCGCCGCCGCCGACGCCGCCACCACGGGCUCCCUGCGGAAGUUCCUGGAGCACCUCUCCGGCGCCGGCAAGGCCAUCGGCGUGCUGACCAGCGGCGGGGAUGCCCAAGGCAUGAACGCGGCUGUCCGCGCAGUGGUGCGCAUGGGCAUAUACGUGGGAGCCAAGGUGUACUUUAUAUACGAGGGUUACCAGGGCAUGGUGGACGGAGGCACUAACAUUGCAGAAGCCGACUGGGAGAGCGUUUCCAGCAUUCUGCAAGUGGGCGGCACGAUCAUCGGCAGCGCGCGCUGCAAAGACUUCCUUAGCCGCGAGGGCCGUGAAGGCCGCCGGCAACCUGGCCGGCUGGGCAUCACCAACCUGUGUGUGAUCGGCGGCGACGGCAGCCUCACCGGCGCCAACAUCUUCCGGAAGGAGUGGAGAGCCUGCUGCAGAACUGGCCAAGAACGCUCCCGUGAGCCCGUGUAUGACAGUAACCGUGCCCGGAAAAAAAGGCUCAAUAUCAUCAUUGUGGCUGAAGGAGCCAUUGACAGGAAGAACAAGCCCAUCACCUCGGAGGAGGUCAAGCAGCUCGUCGUGAAGCAGCUGGGCUACGACACGCGUGUGACCAUCCUGGGACACGUGCAGAGAGGAGGGACACCCUCCGCGUUCGACAGGAUCCUGGUGAGAGGGGAGGGAGGGCGGGGCCGGGCGUUUUCCCGGGAGUCCCCGGCGGUCCACGGCGGGAAGGCUUGCUGGGCGCUCACCCCCCGGAGGUCCCGGCGCCCCGUGCCCUUCUCUAAAAGGUCCUUUGGGACCGGCCGGCGUGGCGGGGUCCCUCGGCCUGUGGGCGGCCAGACGGGCUGA